AUGUCGCCCUCAUCAUGGACUAUCCUCGUGGCUGGAAACCAACGCGACAACUCGUCUACCUGUAAGCAGGCUACAGGACAACGGCAGUACGACUACACUCCGGCGCCCUGGCUCCAUGAAGUGAUUGAACGAGCGUGGAGAGACGAGGUCGUUCCUGAUGACUGGAGCUUAGGCAUCCUUGUACUUAUCCUCAAGAAGGGAGAUACGACGAAAUGGGAGAACUACCGCGGCAUAAGUCUCAUCGACGUUGCUGCGAAGAACAUUGCUAUUGUCCUACUCAGGCGAUUCCAGGCUGUGCGUGACUCAAGGACGAGGCCCAACCAAGCCGGAUUUCGUGCUGAACGUGGAUGCGCAGAUCAGAUAUUCACACUGAGGCGCAUUCUCGAAUUUGGCCAUAGCUACCAACAACCGACGGCCGUUUGCUUCGUUGAUUUUGCCGCCGCGUUCGAUUCGGUUCAGCGUGAGUCUCUGUGGCGGAUAAUGGCGCUAGAUGGUGUACCGGCAAAAAUCAUCGCCAUGAUCAAGGCCUACUAUCGCUCCACUACUGCGAGAGUCCUGGUCCGUAACAAUCUUUCCCAACCGUUCGCUAUUCGGUCUGGCGUCCGACAGGGUUGUAUCCUGUCAUCCAUACUGUUCAACUACGCUAUUGACUGGAUCCUCGGGAGGGCCCUACGCGACAGUGACGGCGUUGAAUUUGCACCCGGACAUCGACUGACUGAUCUCGACUAUGCCGAUGAUAUCGUCUUACUUGCUUCAAGUUUUGGUGAUCUGCAGUCGAUGGUGUCACAGGUGAACGAGAACGCUGAAUCAGUCGGUUUGUCCAUAAACGCUGGGAAGACCAAAGUAUUCUCAAGCUGCAUCCCUGACCAGGAGAAGGCACCCCUGGGGAUUGAUGGCUGUCAACUUGAAGAAGUGGACAGUUUUAAAUACCUCGGGGCGAGGCUGCUGCCUAAUCGACAGAGCAAGGACGACAUUGUCUCCCGAAUCGACGCUGCCCGCUGGGUUUUUUCAAGCCUUCGGAAAUGCCUGUGGGACCGACGUGACCUCUCCAUCGCCACUAAGAUUCGCGUGUACCGUGCAUCUGUCCGGUCUGUCCUUCCCUACGGUUGUGAAUGCUGGACUUUGCGCGUGGAGGAUGAGCGAAAAUUGGAGGUAUUUGACCACCACUGCUUGAGGACCAUCCUUCGAGAGCUUACCAUGCAUCUAUUUCACAAUUCUAUCCUGACUUCGGUUCGCGUUCUCAGGUUGCAACUUCCGAGGACAAAUGGCGAUGAGGAAAGAGACUGGUGUCUGCUCAACAACAACAACAACCUUCCUAUCCACACUGAAAACUACCUCAUUGUUGUCUCCAGGUCGAUCUUGCGCCGACCGCAGAGGGUUCGACGUCAGCCACGAGCUUACCAUGCAUCUAUUUCACAAUUCUAUCCUGACCUACACAAGGACGAAUCGUCCGUAUCAUAUCCUACAAUCAGCACAGAUGAAGGGACAUUUCACCCCUACCCUAAUGCUUGUCUGACGCCAUGUAUUGCAGUUGGUGACAGCUAG
Messenger RNA from Spirometra erinaceieuropaei, 1545 nucleotides. The record is from the annotation of a GenBank genome assembly. Lineage: Eukaryota; Metazoa; Platyhelminthes; Cestoda; Diphyllobothriidea; Diphyllobothriidae.